Propithecus coquereli (Coquerel's sifaka) is the source of this 1796-nucleotide messenger RNA. It is a transcript of the gene KCNK4, whose product is annotated as potassium channel, two pore domain subfamily K, member 4. The record is from RefSeq and is a predicted model, not a curated record. The transcript is spliced from 7 exons. The coding region runs from base 327 to 1508 and encodes 393 amino acids. Gene Ontology annotation, biological process: stabilization of membrane potential; potassium ion transmembrane transport. NCBI's taxonomy places the organism in Eukaryota, Metazoa, Chordata, Mammalia, Primates, Indriidae. Gene Ontology annotation, molecular function: potassium ion leak channel activity. Gene Ontology annotation, cellular component: membrane.
AGGCUAUCCCCAGGGGCGGAGAUAAGAGGGCCUUUCCCAAUCCAGUAAUGGGCCUGGGAGAUGCCAGGAGAUUAGUGUGAUGCCUGUCCGAAGAGGUGGGCCAGUUGAUGCCCAGGUCGGGGCCGUGCCGCUGGCCACACUGGGCUUCGGUCUGAGAUUAGAAGGUUGUACUUAGCUGCAACCCCUCUCUGGCUCCACUGCCACCCACCGCCCGCGGGCAGCCGGGAUUGGGGAGCCGGGCGGCGGCAGUGACCACAGCUCCCCAGGAGGCCCCCGCCCGGCCUCUCCAGGCGAGCAGUGGAGUUGGCCCUGCACCGGGCCGCGCCAUGCGCAGCACCACGCUACUGGCCCUGCUGGCGCUGGUCUUGCUCUACUUGGUGUCUGGUGCCCUGGUGUUCCAGGCCCUGGAGCAGCCCCACGAGCAGCAGGCCCAGUGGGAGCUGGGGGAGGUCCGAGAGAAGUUCCUGAGGGCCCAUCCAUGUGUGAGCGACCAGGAGUUGGGGCUCUUCAUCAAGGAGGUGGCUGAUGCCCUGGGAGGGGGUGCGAACCCAGAAACCAACUCGACCAGUAACAGCAGCCUCUCAACCUGGGACCUGGGCAGCGCCUUCUUUUUCUCAGGGACCAUCAUCACCACUAUCGGCUAUGGCAAUGUGGCCCUGCGCACAGAUGCUGGGCGCCUCUUCUGCAUCUUUUAUGCACUGGUGGGGAUCCCGCUGUUUGGGAUCCUGCUGGCAGGGGUCGGGGACCGGCUGGGCUCUUCCCUGCGCCGUGGCAUCGGUCACAUCGAAGCCAUCUUCUUGAAGUGGCACGUGCCACCGGAGCUGGUGCGAGUGCUAUCAGCGAUGCUCUUCCUGCUGAUUGGCUGCCUGCUCUUUGUCCUCACGCCCACGUUCGUGUUCUGCUAUAUGGAGGAAUGGAGCAAGCUGGAGGCCAUCUACUUUGUCAUAGUGACGCUCACUACCGUGGGCUUUGGUGACUAUGUGGCUGGCGCUGACCCCAAGCAGGACUAUCCAGCCUACCAGCCGCUGGUGUGGUUCUGGAUCCUGCUUGGCCUGGCCUACUUCGCCUCCGUGCUCACCACCAUCGGGAACUGGCUGCGAGUAGUGUCCCGCCGCACACAGGCACAGAUGGGCGGCCUCACCGCGCAGGCUGCCAGCUGGACCGGCACAGUGACGGCGCGGGUGACCCAGCGAGCUGGGCCCACCGCACCGCCUCCACAGAAGGAGCGGCCACACCUGCCUCCACCGCCCUGUCCCGCGCAGCCGGUCGGCAGGCCUCGAUCCCCCACGCCCCCAGAGAAGGUCGAGCCGCCUUCCCCGCCCACGGCCUCGGCCCUGGAUUACCCCAGCGAGAACCUGGCCUUCAUCGACGAGUCCUCGGACACGCAGAGCGAGCGCAGCUGCGCGCUGCCCCGUGCGCCGCCAGGUCGCCGCCGCCCCAACCCCGCCAGGAAGCCUGCGCGGCCCCGAGGCCCAGGGCGUCCCCGAGAAAAAGGCGUGCCCGUGUAGGGGCAGGAUCCCCGGCCCGGGCCUCUCAAAGGGCUUCGUUCCUCCUCUCCUUCGUUCCUCCCCCGGCAUGCUUGGCUUGUUUGACCAAAGAGCCCUCUGUCGAUGUGAUUGAAGCCUGGGGAGGAGGCUACGGGUUGCCACUCUGCUACUCCCUACGCCCCCAUCCUCACUUCCAUCCAUUUCCAGACCCCCAAGGCUUUCUGUCUCACCGCCCUGGCCAGGCCUGUCCCUCACAACACCUCACGACUGUGCCUCAAAGCCUGCAUUAAUAAACGAAAACAGUCUGCA